Messenger RNA from Nanorana parkeri, 590 nucleotides. RefSeq names its product family with sequence similarity 96 member A (gene CIAO2A). The record is from RefSeq and is a predicted model, not a curated record. Bases 56 to 505 code for a protein of 149 amino acids. Lineage: Eukaryota; Metazoa; Chordata; Amphibia; Anura; Dicroglossidae. The transcript has 5 exons.
AGCAGGGCGGCUAUGCGUGCAGUGGUUGGGUGUUGAGCGGUGGGCGGGGAGGGGAAUGGAGUUGCUGUCCGGGUUGUUGGCUGCUCUUCGCGGGGGAUCCAGAGGACGAGGCCGGGUCAUGGAAGAGCGAGCCCUGGAAGUGUACGAUAUAAUCCGGAAUAUACGGGAUCCAGAGAAGCCCGAUACGUUAGAAGACCUUGAUGUUGUUUCAGAGAGUUGUGUGACAGUGGAGGAACUGGAUGACGACUGCUUCCUGGUGAUCAUAAAGUUUACCCCUACAGUUCCACACUGCUCUUUGGCCACACUUAUUGGUCUGUGUUUGAGGGUCAAGCUGCAAAGAUGUUUGUCUUUUAAGCAUAAGCUGGAGAUCUAUAUUUCCGAAGGGACGCACUCGACGGAGGAGGACAUUAACAAGCAGAUAAAUGACAAGGAGCGGGUGUCUGCAGCCAUGGAGAACCCUAAUCUACGGGAGAUAGUGGAGCAGUGUGUGACGGAGCCGGAUUAGAGUGGUGGAAAGUCUGCAUUGAGGUAGAUCUGGCAGGAGAAGAACACGACAAGUCACUUCUCCCAGGAGGCAACGCAUGGACGUU